Molecule: messenger RNA, 2497 nt
Organism: Xenopus laevis (African clawed frog)
Lineage: Eukaryota; Metazoa; Chordata; Amphibia; Anura; Pipidae
Gene: tmed9.L
Product: transmembrane p24 trafficking protein 9 L homeolog
Exons: 5
Coding region: 45-698 (217 amino acids)
Cellular component (GO): endoplasmic reticulum membrane; membrane; Golgi membrane
Source: RefSeq, a predicted model, not a curated record
CCGGCGAGCCGCAUCCCAUUGUGAGCUUCCGCCUCUAGUUGAAGAUGGCGGCUCCUGGUUUACUGCUGUUCCUCGCUGCCUGCUUUGGCCCGGCCACUUCUCUCUAUUUCCAUAUAGGGGAGACCGAGAAGAAAUGUUUCAUAGAAGAGAUUCCUGAUGAGACGAUGGUCGUAGGGAAUUAUCGUACCCAGUUGUAUGAUAAGCAGAGAGAGGAGUAUCUGCCGGCAACACCUGGACUUGGCAUGUUUGUUGAGGUGAAGGAUCCAGAUGAUAAGGUUAUUCUCUCUCGUCAGUAUGGUUCUGAAGGACGUUUCACUUUUACUUCCCAUACUCCUGGAGAGCAUCAGAUCUGUCUGCAUUCUAACUCCACUAAGUUUGCCCUCUUUGCUGGAGGUAUGCUGCGAGUUCACCUUGAUAUGCAGGUUGGGGAGCAUGCCAAUGAUUAUGUGGAUAUUGCUGCCAAGGACAAGCUAAACACAUUACAAUUACGUGUCCGGCAACUCAUAGAACAAGUGGAACAGAUUCAGAAGGAACAGAAUUACCAGAGAUGGCGAGAGGAGAGGUUCCGACAGACAAGUGAAAGCACCAGUCAGCGGGUCCUAUGGUGGUCCAUCGCUCAGACUUUAAUCCUCGUGACUAUCGGCGUUUGGCAGAUGAAACAUCUAAAGGGCUUCUUUGAAGCAAAGAAACUUGUAUAAACUCCAUAUCAGAAGGGCUUGACCUUUCUCUAAUCCUGUGUCUUCCAUCACUGGCAGGAUUUCUCAGGAUGGGAUUGUACAGCUGGGUGACACCAGUUUGUGGAGCAGAACAAUGUGUUACAGUCACCCAGUUUGGAUUUUAUGUUUGCCAUUUUAAAAUGAGAUUGUACCCUAUCUCCCCUACACUGCUAGUAUUAGACAUCUGCUAUUCCCUUUUUUUUUUUUUUUUUUAAACAUCCUACAGAAAAACCAACUAAAGCAACUUUGAAAAGUUAAAACCCUAUAUGCAUCCCUCAGCUGGAGGUACCCAAACAGUUCACACUUUCUGCCCAAUGCUCUCUGUGCAGGGGGAUCUUUUUUUUUUUUUUUUUUUUUUUUUUCAGGGUGAGGAAGAUUUCUGUAACUUUAUUAUCUUGUAAUUUAAAAAAUGAUAUAGGUAUGUGGGUUGUUGAUUUAUUUUUUUUUUAUCUGGUCAUAAACUCUUUGGUUACCUGAUGACUCAGUAAUGAUGUACAGUAAAUAUCAAGACAGUGGAAGAGAAAAAAAAGUCCGGAAUUAAGGGAGAACUAAACCCUAGAAAGGAAUAGGGCUAGAAACAACAUCUUUUAUAUAUUGAACCAUUCUAAAGGUCCAGCAUCUCUAUAGAAGUAACAAUCCAGGCCUUUAAAGUUAUAGCAGUAAUGAUCCAGGCCUUCAAAGUUAUAGCAGUAAUGAUCAAGGCCUUCAAAGUUAUAGCAGUAAUGAUCCAGGCUUUCAAAGUUAUAGCAGUAAUGAUCAAGGUCUUCAAAGUUAUAGCAGUAAUGAUCCAGGCUUUCAAAGUCACAGAAGUUUCACCCCUAAGCUGAGGGGUUGUUGCAAAUCAUCAAGCAGAAGAUGAUUUGCCUGUGAUAUGAGAUGAUGCUAGAGGGCUAAUUAUCUAAUUCUGAUGCUAAUAGUACUGGUUUCUGAAUUAUUUACUAAUUAGCCUUAUAUUGUGACGUUUAUAUGAUAGAUAAAUAAAUAAAUAAAAGUAUUUUAGGCGUCGACCCUAAGCUCAGUAAGUGACAGCGGCACAGAGUAUGUGCAGUGAAUCAGCAGAAAAGAAGAUGGGGAGCUACUGUGGCAUAUUUGGAGGCACAGAUCUUUAAAGAUCUGUGGUUACCUUGAGCUGGUAUAGAAGUUCAAAACAUAAUGUACAGCAUUUUUGUCCUACUUUUUUGGGUAUGCUUUAGUUUUCCUUUAAGAUUUGUAUAGUCAUUUUUUAUGUGAUAGUCAACUUUUGUUGCUUCAGGUCUUAAGGAACUACAGGUUGCUGUGAGUUGUAGACAAUGAAGCCCCAAAGGUUGCUUGUCACUGGCCAAUUAAAACAUGCAGUUUCCAUUUCAGAUGCUGUUCCUUUUUUUUUUUUUGUCACAAUGAGAUUCAAGGCUUUAUCUCUGGAGUCGUUCGUUGUACUUGCCAUGUACUUUAGGCUAUGGACACACAGGCUGAUGUCAGCGGCUGUUUUCAGCCUGCGUAAUUGGGCUGACAGCCUGUGUGUGACUGCACGCAGGCUGAUAAGAUUCAAAUAAAUGGAGCAGGGGCACUGAGCAGAUCUACUUCUCAGGCUGAAAACAGCUGCUGAUCUACCGCUGACAACAUCCUGUGUGUCCAGGGCCUAAGCCACUCACAGUAUAGCUGCUAUAAAGUGGCCUCCAAUUGUUUUCAGGGAUUUUAGCCACUGGGAUCUAAUAAUUACAUGGAUCCUACUGUUACUGAUCUCUGAUUUUUUUUUUUUUUUUCAAGUUUGGCUUUAAAUAAUAAAGAUUUUUUAAACUGUG